Alternaria burnsii is the source of this 4146-nucleotide messenger RNA. RefSeq lists its product as uncharacterized. The transcript is spliced from 11 exons. Gene Ontology annotation, molecular function: hydrolase activity. Lineage: Eukaryota; Fungi; Ascomycota; Dothideomycetes; Pleosporales; Pleosporaceae. The record is from RefSeq and is a predicted model, not a curated record. Gene Ontology annotation, cellular component: extracellular region. The coding region runs from base 1 to 3993 and encodes 1330 amino acids.
AUGAUGUUCGCCUCAAUUGCCAUCCUGCAGGUGCUAUGCGUAGCGGUCACAUCUGCGCAGCUCACCUCGAAACUCACGGAAAUCAUUGACUUCGGCCCGAAUCCGCGAAACGUUUCGAUGUUCAUUUACGUGCCGGCAAAUCUUCCGCCUAAUCCACCGAUUUUGGUAUCCCCACAUUGGUGUCACGGCACGGCACAGCAGGUCUUUGACUAUAGACCUUGGGCUUCUCUCGGCGACGAGUACGGCUUCAUCUCGAUCUAUCCUAAUGCUUCAACAUUGAACACGGACCAAUGCUGGGAUGUCAGUAGCCAGCAAUCGCUCACUCACAAUGGCGGAGGCGACGCGCUCGGCAUUGUAUCCAUGGUACGGUGGACCUUGGAAAAGUAUCAUGCAGACAAAGACCGCGUUUUUGUUACCGGCACGAGUUCAGGUGCAAUGAUGACAAAUGUGCUCAUCGGAAGCUACCCAGAUGUCUUUGCUGCAGGAAGCGCAUGGGCGGGUGUACCAUUCGGAUGCUUUGCCGGCGACGGCUUCGAUGUCUGGAGUGACGCGUGUGCCACUGGCCAGAUCAUUAAGACUGGGCCCCAGUGGGCAGCUCUCGUGCGCAACGCAUACCCUUCGUAUCGCGGCUUCCGUCCUAAGUUCCAGACUCUUCAUGGAACAGCAGACACGACGCUUUAUCCACAAAACUUCCGCGAGCAGAUCAAGCAAUGGACGAGUGUAUUCGGUGUGAGCCAGAAACCGACCGAAAUUACAGAAAACGUUCCUUUCCAAGGCUGGACAAGAUUUCGGUAUGGCGAUAAAUUCGAGGCGUAUGAAGCUGGUAGUGUUACACACGACAUCCCGACAGAUAGCGACACUGUGAUGGAUUUCUUCGACUUGAAGUGCAGCGGACCGAGCUGCUUCUCUAGGCCUAGGUCGGGCAACAUAAUGCAGAUUCUAAAUCUCUUCGUGGCCGUUUGUGCCUUUUCGGAAUUCACAGUACAUGCACUGCUUGAGGAAAAGUUCGUGGGCUUCGAGCCUGAAGAUCAAACCUUGGACAUUGCUGGGGCCACACUCAUAGCCGAUGCGGAUGACUUUUUAGGUGUUCACAUUGCGCUCAAAAGUUUAGUGGAAGACUUCGAACAGAUCACUGGAAUCCGACCCGCACUCAACAAUGCCACCACCAAUUCCACAGUACCAGCUUCAGCAACUGGAGUCAUUGUCGGCUCUGUGGGCUCGAAGCUCAUUCGCCAAAUUUCUGCCGAGAAAGGUCUCGACAUCUCAGACGUUGAGGGGAGAUGGGAAGUGUUUAAAACGGCUGUCAUCGCCAACCCAAUAGCUGGAGUUGAACGAGCGUUGGUCAUCGUAGGUAGCGAUAAACGCGGCACUAUCUUUGGUAUACACACGCUCGCCGAACAGAGUGGUCAGUCUCCGUACCACUGGUGGGCGGAUGUUCCCACGAAGAAACACGCCGCCAUUUUCGCAUUGCCAAAAGCUACUGUUCAUGGCCCACCAUCAGUCAAGUACAGAGGGCUCUUCAUUAAUGACGAAGCUCCAGCGCUGGUCACUUGGUGGGCUGCGCGACACAACUCCUCCUACUAUCCUCUAGACACGGAGUUUUACUCACAUGUUUUCGACCUGCUUCUUCGACUAAAAGCCAAUUACUUGUGGCCUGCCAUGUGGGGAUCAUCAACACCAGCCCCAGGCCACAUCUUCUUCACCGAUGACCCGAGGAAUCAGCAGCUUGCAGAUGACUACGGUAUCGUAGUCUCUACUAGCCAUCACGAGCCAAUGCAAAGAGCGACUAAUGAGUGGAACGCGACUGAGACUGGGCCCUGGGAUUGGAGAUUGAACAAGGACAACGUAACGCGCUUCAUGGAAGAGGGGAUCCGUAGGAUGGGAAACAACGAGAGCUAUGUGACACUAGGCAUGAGAGGUCCAAGUGAUUCUGCCAUUGUUGGGGAUGAUGCUUUGGAGAUUCUGCGAGAAGUGUUUGAAGUUGAACGUCAGAUUUUCAAAGAAGUUCUGGGUGACCAGAAAGUAAACCAGGCAUGGACAAUCUACAAGGAAGUCGCGACCUACUACGCCGCUGGACUAAUGCACCUAAGAUUUAUGCUGACUUCAUACAUCUAUAACCAGGUCACCAUCAUCAUGCCCGAUGACAACCAUGGCCAGAUUUUGCGGCUACCCACUGGCGAUGAGACUGCUAGAGAAGGCGGCGCUGGUAUUUACUUCCACUUUGAGUACUUCGGUAGACCGCGGUCGUACAAGUGGUCGAAUACCAACAACUUGCCAAAAGUUUUGAAGGAACUUUUGCAAGCUUACUGGCGAGGCGCGAACCAGGUCUGGGUCAUAAAUCUAGGGGAUAUCAAGCCUUUAGAGCAACCCUUUGGGUUCGCCAUGGACUUGGCUUGGGACGUCUCGAAAUUUGACUUUGAUAUAAUACCAGAGUAUCUGCGCCUCUACUCCGAGCGGGAACUCGGUAGCGAACAUGCGGAUGAUGUUGCGGCUCUACUGAUGGAAUUCAACUACCUCAUUGGAAUGCGCCGCUUUGAGAUGGUUCAGCCAGACACAUACUCGAUAUUAAACUACCAUGAAGCGGAAAGGAUAUUAGCAAGAUGGAAUCUGCUCGCUGAUCAAACCAAGACAUUGUUUGAACAGAUACCGGAGGAUUACAAAGCCGCAUACUAUGAGUUAGUAUUCUAUCCCAUAGUAUCGGGCGCUACACACUACGCAGUAAACAUCGGCACGGGACUCAACUAUCGACAUGCCAUGGAACGGAGGAACUCAGCAAAUGCACUUGCCCACCAGGUUCUUGCUGAAUUUGACUAUGACUACGAUCUGGUACAGGAUUUUGAUGCCCUCCUUGACGGCAAAUGGAGAAAUAUCAUGUCUCAGGCCAAGCUCGAAACGUUCGAUACCGGAAAGGCAAAGAACUGGAUGAACCCAUCUCGCGACAUACUCUCAAACCUUUCCUUUGUUCAGUUGCGCCAAAACAUGCAGUUCUCCGUCGGUAAUCUCGGAAUCUACGCUGAGGGUUCCAAUAGCCCUCUCGACCAGGGUCGAUGGGCUGAGUCCAUCGAUCCUUCGAUGCCCUUCACCAAAUCCCCAGCCCAGCUCCCAGAAAUGAGUCCUUAUGGACCUUCCAGGCGGACUAUAGAUCUGUUCAUGCGAGGUGACUACCGCGUCCCAAUCGACUGGCAGCUUGGCGAUAUUCCAGUGGAUUGGCUGUCAAUUGCACCAAGUUCGGGCCGACUUGACGUGACGGCCGAAGAACAACGCCUCAAUGUCACCAUCGACUGGACACAGGUGCCGGAGGGAUACAACGAUACAGUGGAAGUUGGUAUAACUUCAACACCGUCAUUUUAUCCAUACAACGACGUCAUACGUAUCCCGGUACAAAAUCGGAAAGUACCCACUGAUUUCCGCGGCUUUCCAGAGACAGCUGGUUACGUAUCGAUUGAAAGCCCACACUUCCAGCAAUCUUCCUCCUCUCCGAAUACCAGAACGGCGAGUGAAACAGUAGCAUUUGUCCACGUUCCAUACCUUGGCACGCGCACUGAAUCCGGCUCCGUGGCUCUGCGGCCUUUCCACGCUGCUCGGGCUUCUCUUCUCGACUCGAAAUCCGCAUAUGUUGAAUAUAAUAUCUACCUCUUCAAGGACACUCCUGCCCUCAACGCCACUAUCUACAUCAACGCUGGCUUAGAUACAGAUCCCAACCUUCUCAUGGAGUUUUCACUUUCACUUGAUGACGCUCCUCAAAAUUUCACACGUGUGUUAGGUGACCCGAAGGACGCGGGUGAUGUGCCACCUGAAUGGACGAACAACGUAAUGAAUCAGGUGUGGACAAAGGAAGUUAGUCUUGGUGACGCAAAGGAAGGGGCUCACACGCUUCGUUGGAGCGUUAACAGCCCUGAGGUCUACUUGGAGAAGCUUGUUUUGGAUACCAGAGGCGGGGUCAAGAACAGCUAUUUAGGUCCACCUGAGUCAAAUAUGGCUGGAUUCGAUUGAGCAGGUUACAGCAUUGCUCGCACUUGGAGUUGCACUGCAACUCAAACACUGAUGGGUGUUUAUCGUAAGAAGGCGUUCAGACAGAUUACCCCAGAAUACAUUAACUCAUGGCUGCUUUCGAUCUUUCGAAACGUUCCAUGCGCUCAGCACCUU